GAGGAUGAACAAAGUCUUUUCCAAACUCACCAAUUUAUUUCAACAUGUGAUUGAUGAUCAUUUAAAGACUGAACAACACCGAGAUCACUCAGACCUCAUCAGUGCCAUGUUGGAUAUGAUCAAUAAACCUACAAAUAUAGGCUCUUUCAAGAUCACUUCCGAUCAUCUCAAAGGAGUCAUGUCGGAUGUGUUUUUGGCGGGAGUUAACGCCGGGACAUUGACAUGGAAGAAGCUGGAGCUUUAAACAUCGCCAAGAAAAUUCCUCUUGAGCUCGUACCAACUCUUCCAUCAUCAUUCGUGAACAAAAAGUAUUAAAUAAGAUCAAGAUUUGUAUGUUUGCCUCUAUCAUACAUUUGGUUUUUUCUUGUCUUAUGUUUAUCCUGGUUGGCUUGUAUAUCUUAGUAUAUAUCCAUGAUUUAUAAUGUUUCUAUCUUCAAUAAAAACUUUAUGUUAAU
This is a messenger RNA of Arabidopsis arenosa, 455 nucleotides long. The record is from the annotation of a GenBank genome assembly. NCBI's taxonomy places the organism in Eukaryota, Viridiplantae, Streptophyta, Magnoliopsida, Brassicales, Brassicaceae.